Molecule: messenger RNA, 2365 nt
Organism: Glycine soja
Lineage: Eukaryota; Viridiplantae; Streptophyta; Magnoliopsida; Fabales; Fabaceae
Product: DEAD-box ATP-dependent RNA helicase 1-like
Exons: 11
Coding region: 292-2145 (617 amino acids)
Biological process (GO): mRNA splicing, via spliceosome
Cellular component (GO): nucleus
Molecular function (GO): metal ion binding; RNA binding; ATP binding
Source: RefSeq, a predicted model, not a curated record
UGCGUGUGUUACAUUGAAAUAAUAAUUUUAGGGAUUCCAUUUGGAUACUACCUAGAGCCGUCCCUUUCCACUGUUGAUCGAUUUCCUCCGUCUUCGAAGACAACUCUGUGACCCAGCGUUCCAUUUGGUCUUCACCCAGAGUUCAAUCGUAGGAACUGCUAGGGGCUUUUAUUUUGCCUUUAUCGAUUUUCAACACACGGACGAAGGGCACAGCUUGCUUGCGGCUUCAAUAUCUGCUAACCAAACCCUUAGUCAUCUGGGAUUUAAAGGGUUGGUGUUGAGCAGAUAGAGAUGAACCCGCCAACACUAGUGAAGCGCACUCAGAACAUCAAUGCCAGAGAAGCUGCACUCAGCAUCGGCGACCAUGCCUCCUGGCACACCAAGUACAAGGAUUCCGCUUACAUCUUCGUCGGUGGCAUCCCCUUCGAUCUCACCGAGGGUGACCUCCUCCCCGUUUUUGCUCAAUACGGAGAGGUUGUUGAUGUUAACCUAGUUAGGGACAAAGGUACCGGAAAAUCCAAGGAUUUUGCGUUCCUUGCGUAUGAGGAUCAGAGGAGCGCGGAUCUUGCUGUGGAUAAUUUGAACGGGGCACAGGUUUUGGGGAGAAUUAUUAAGGUGGACCAUGUUGAUAAGUAUAAGAAGAAGGAGGAGGAGGAUGAAGAGACAGAGCGGCUGAAGAGGGAGGCACGUGGCGUUUGCCGUGCUUUCCAAAGAGGUGAAUGCACUCGGGGAGCUAGCUGCAAGUUUUCUCAUGAUGAGCAAGCAUGCCUUAUUCAUAUACACGCGGUUCUGCCAUGGAUGCGUCACCCUGUCGACAUCACUCGCUGUCCAGAACUCCCCGUCUGUAGUGUUCCUUUGAUGAAACGCAGGUUACAGUCGGUACUGGAGGAGAACAUGGGAAUUUCCAAGCUGUUCCCUGUUCAGGUCGCACUUUGGCAAGAAACGGUUGGACCGGGUGACUUUGAGCGAGACCUUUGCAUAAACUCGCCCACCGGAAGUGGCAAAACCUUGGCCUAUGCUCUUCCCAUCGUUCAAAACUUGUUCACCAACCCCGGUGGCCGCCUCCGUGCUUUGGUUGUAGUUCCCACCCGCGACCUUGCUUUGCAGGUUAAGCGCAUCUUCGACGCCCUUGCAUCGCCGCUGGGUCUCCGUAUUGGCUUGGCUGCUGGUCAAUCUUCGCUUCGUCACGAGCUUUCUAGCCUCAUUUAUCUACCUGGAGAAGACGAUGGUCCAGAUCCUGGGUUUUUGUCUCCGUUGUGGUUCCAAAGCAAGGUCGACAUAUUGGUAGCGACCCCUGGAAGGCUAGUGGACCAUGUCAACAAGUUGUCAUUGAAGCAUCUUCGUUAUCUCGUGGUUGACGAAGCAGAUCGAUUGCUACGUGAGGACUACCAGUCCUGGUUACCUACUGUGCUUAAAUUAACUCAGUCUAGGCUGGCAAAGAUAGUUUUAUCUGCUACGUUAACUCGGGACCCAGGAAGACUUGCUCAACUUAAUUUGCAUCACCCUUUAUUCCUGAGUGCUGGGAAAAUGCGUUAUCGGCUCCCAGAAUAUUUGGAAUGUUACAAACUGAUCUGUGAAAGAAAGGUCAAACCCUUGUAUUUGGUUGCCCUUUUGAAAUCCCUAGGAGAAGAAAAAUGCAUAGUUUUUACAAGAUCUGUGGAAUCAACACAUCAUCUCUGCAAAUUGCUAAAUUGUUUUGGUGAUCUGAAAAUUGGUAUCAAGGAGUUUUCUGGUCUAAAACAUCAACGGGUAAGAAGCAAGACAGUGGGUGAAUUUCGGAGAGGGGAGUUUCAAGUGCUUGUAUCUUCUGAUGCAAUGACUCGUGGAAUGGAUGUUGAAGGGGUAAGAAAUGUCAUUAAUUAUGACAUGCCCAAAUACACAAAGACGUAUGUUCAUCGAGCUGGUAGAACUGCAAGAGCUGGCCAGACUGGGCGUUGCUUCACAUUGAUGUCAAAAGAUGAGGUUGGAGGAUUUAAGAAGUUGAUGAAAAAGGCUGAGGCUAGUGAUUGUCUUGAGUAUACUGUUCCAUCCAGUUUGAUUGAAGCGCUUCAUAGUACCUACCAAUCAGCACUGACAAAAUUGAAGGAGAAAAUUCUGGAGUCCCGGAGAAAACCAAGGAUAAGUCUUGUCAAUCGAUCAAAGUGAGAACAAAUAUUCACGAGAAUAGUUUUGUCUAUGAACGGAUAUACAAGAGAUUCUUUUACUGUACAUUUUAUGAUUUAAUUAGAAUGAUAAUAUUAUGUUUUUUUGGGUUACAUAUUAUUUAUUUUCACCACUAUUUUUUGUUUAAUAUAAAAAGAAAUUAAUAUUAUGCUACUCGUAUAUUUGUUUACUUUACAAAGGAGGAUGUCUUCAUUUUAUUGUU